AUGCCGUUGUUGAUUAAACGACCAUCACCUGAUGCUGUUGAAUUUACAUAUUACGAGAAUUUUAAAUGGUCUAUAAAUUGUAUAGUAAGAAUUCUAGUAUUAUGCACAAUUUUUGUAUUUUUUCUUUCAGUUUUUAUGAUUUUUUUUAUUCAAUAUCAACAAUUAAACUUUAUUAUUUAUAUUUUACAAUAUAUUGGGCUUAUUCAAUGGAUUCAAGAAUUGUAUAUACAUAAACCAUAUGUUUUUUGUUCAAUAACAGUGGUAUUUUUAUAUUCUAUCUGUAAGUUUAUGCAUCCAAAACCAUCAAGUGAAUCUUUACUUGUUUUGCACAAUAUUGGAUUACAGAUUACUUUACAUUACUUUCUUCUCCCCUCUCGCACACGUUUUAUCCCAUUAUCAGACAUUUUAGAUGUAGUAAUUCAUGAAGGAUUUAUUGGACUAGAAGUACGCUAUUACUUGGCAUUGAUUAUACGUAACGAAGAUACUUUACAAGUUAUAUUUGAAAACUUAUUACCCCGAAGAAAGUUUUUGGAAAUUGUUUAUAAGGAAAUACGAACUAUUUUUAUUGAAAAAUAA
This is a messenger RNA of Pneumocystis jirovecii RU7, 576 nucleotides long. RefSeq lists its product as uncharacterized. Gene Ontology annotation, biological process: GPI anchor biosynthetic process. Bases 1 to 576 code for a protein of 191 amino acids. Lineage: Eukaryota; Fungi; Ascomycota; Pneumocystomycetes; Pneumocystales; Pneumocystaceae. Gene Ontology annotation, cellular component: glycosylphosphatidylinositol-N-acetylglucosaminyltransferase (GPI-GnT) complex. The record is from RefSeq and is a predicted model, not a curated record. The transcript has 2 exons.